Messenger RNA from Pygocentrus nattereri (red-bellied piranha), 8139 nucleotides. It is a transcript of the gene plxna4, whose product is annotated as plexin A4. Gene Ontology annotation, cellular component: semaphorin receptor complex. The record is from RefSeq and is a predicted model, not a curated record. The transcript is spliced from 32 exons. Gene Ontology annotation, molecular function: protein binding; semaphorin receptor activity. NCBI's taxonomy places the organism in Eukaryota, Metazoa, Chordata, Actinopteri, Characiformes, Serrasalmidae. Gene Ontology annotation, biological process: regulation of GTPase activity; regulation of cell migration; semaphorin-plexin signaling pathway involved in axon guidance. The coding region runs from base 469 to 6180 and encodes 1903 amino acids.
AGAGGGAGUGAGAUAGAGCGAGAGAGCGCGCGGAGUCCGAGUCUCGCGCUAGAGCUAUACGGUGAAGUGCGUACUAGCGCGCGCGUGUGCCUACGUGUGUAUGUGUGUGUGCGGGUGGGAGCGAGCGCGAGACCGCCGCCUUCUGCACUCGCGCGCGCGGCUUAGGCUCGCUUCUGCCGCUGCUGCUGCUGUUUGGGAUAUUUAGUGCCGCGUCUUCUUCUUCAUCAUCUUCUUCUUCUUCAUCUUCCUCCUCCUGCGACCGUGCCGUUCACGGCUCUCGCGCGGGAUUUUGACAGCGCGCCGUUUCUGGCUUUUUUUUUUACCGGAGGGGAGGACUUAUCCACGAGCGCCGAGGGAGCGAGAGCCGCAGCACAGGUCCAUAAUGCGUCCGGACCCGAGAGAAGCCUGAACACCGAUUAGCUGCAAGUACUUGACUGAGACCUUCUUCCCCGUGGUAUCAUCAGGACAAUGGCUUCCCACGACAGAAAACUGAACUGUCUAAUUGUUUCUUGCUGCUUCUCUGUCCUGCUGCUCCCCCUGUCAGCCUCUAGGAUACAGCAGCCUUCCGCUGCAUCUAAAGUAGACGAGGACUACAGAACAUUUCGUGCAGAGAAUGGAGAAUGGACCUUUAACCACCUGGCGGUGGACCACCGAAAUGGGAAUGUGUACCUUGGUGCGGUGAACCGCAUCUACAAACUGUCACCAAGUCUGGAAGUGCAGGUGUCGCACCAGACCGGGCCGGACGAGGACAACCGCAACUGCUACCCACCACGCAUCGUGCAGCCCUGCAGUGAGCCGCUCACACUCACCAACAACGUCAACAAGAUGUUGCUGAUGGACUACCGGGAGAACCGACUCUUGGCCUGCGGAAGCCUCUACCAGGGCAUCUGUAAGCUGCUGCGCCUGGAUGACCUCUUUAAGCUUGGAGAACCUUUCCACAAGAAAGAGCACUACCUCUCGGGAGUCAACGAGAGUGGCUCAGUCUUUGGUGUCAUUGUGUCCUACGGUGAUGCCUCGCCCGACAAGCUCUUUGUGGCCACAGCGGUGGAUGGGAGGCCUGAGUACUUCCCAACAAUCUCCAGCCGCAAGCUGGCCCGCAACUCGGAGGAGGACGGCAUGUUCGCUUAUGUUUUUCACGACGAGUUUGUGGCUUCUAUGAUCAAGAUCCCUUCGGACACCUUCACUGUGGUGCCAGACUUCGACAUCUACUACAUCUACGGCUUUGGAAGCGGCAACUUCGUCUACUUCCUCACACUGCAGCCAGAAAUGGGUGGCGGCCCGGCAGCAGGCUCGUCCUCGGCUGGCCGAGAGCAGGUGUACACCUCCAAGCUGGUACGCCUCUGCAAGGACGACACAGCCUUCAACUCUUACGUGGAGGUCCCACUGGGCUGUGUGAAGGGUGGUGUGGAGUAUCGCCUCUUGCAGGCCGCCUACCUGUCCAAAGCAGGCGCCAUCCUGGCCCAGUCACUGAAGGUCGGGCCAGACGAUGAUGUCCUCUACGCUGUGUUCUCUAAAGGCCAGAAGCGGCGGCCUAAGGAAACAUCCCAGGAAUCGGCCUUGUGCGUGUUCUCCUUGAAGGAGAUCAAUGAGCGAAUUAAAGACAGGCUACAGUCCUGUUACAAAGGCGAAGGCACGCUGGAUCUGGCCUGGCUCAAAGUGAAGGAUAUUCCUUGUAGCAGUGCGCUCCUGACCAUCGACGACAACUUCUGCGGAUUGGAUAUGAACGCCCCUCUGGGGGUUUCCGAGAUGGUGCGUGGAAUUCCACUGUUCUCAGAGUCCAAUGACAAAAUGACCUCCGUCAUUGCCUACGUCUACAAGAACCACUCGCUGGCCUUCGUGGGCACCAAGAGUGGACGGCUGAAGAAGAUUCGGGUGGAUGGGACGGCUCAUGGCGCUUUGCAGUACGAGACGGUGCAGGUGGUGGAGAACGGGCCGAUCCUGCGGGACAUGGCCUUCUCAGCAGAUCAGCACUUCCUGUACGUGAUGUCGGAGACCCAGCUCACGCGUGUUCCAGUAGAGGCCUGUGAGCAGUACUCGUCAUGCAAUGAGUGUCUGGGCUCCGGGGACCCACACUGCGGAUGGUGUGUGCUGCACAGCAUGUGCACCAGGAAGGAGAGGUGCGAGAGGUCGUCCGAGCCGCGCCGCUUCGCCUCGAACAUCAAGCAGUGUGUGAGACUGAGCGUCCACCCCAGCAACAUCUCCGUGUCCCAGUACAGCGUCACGCUCGUCUUGGAAGCCCACAAUGUUCCCGAACUGUCUGCUGGUGUGAACUGCACUUUUGAGGACCUGGCUGAAAUGGACGGGCUGGUGGAGGGAAAUCGCAUCACCUGCAGCUCCCCUGCCGAGAAGGAGGUGCCGCGCAUCGUUGUAGACCAAGGUGAUCACCAGAUUGUCCAGCUCUACCUCAAGUCCAAGGAGACGGGCUUGGCUUUUGCCAACACAAGCUUUGUCUUCUACAACUGUAGUGUCCAUAAAUCGUGUCUUUCCUGUGUUGGAAGUCCAUACCAAUGCCACUGGUGCAAGUACCGCCAUACCUGCACCCACGACCCCCGCAGCUGCUCCUUCCAAGAAGGCCGGGUCAAGCAACCUGAGGAGUGUCCUCAGCUGCUGCCCGCUGACCGCAUCCUGGUUCCUGUGAAUGUGGUGAAGCCCAUCACACUGAGGGCCAAGAACCUACCCCAGCCGCAGUCGGGCCAGCGUGGGUACGAGUGCGUGCUGACCAUCCAGGGCGUGGAGCAGAGAGUCCCUGCCCUCCGUUUCAACAGCUCCAGCGUGCAGUGCCAGAACACAUCGUACUCAUAUGAUGGGAUGGAAAUGAGCAGUCUCCCUGUGGAUCUGACAGUCAUCUGGAACGGAGACUUCAGCAUUGACAAUCCGACCCAAAACAAAGUGCAUCUGUAUAAGUGCGACGCCAGGCGGGAGAGCUGCGGCCUGUGUCUGAAAGCGGACCCCCUGUUUGGCUGUGUGUGGUGCAAAGCGGAGAAGAGAUGCAUGCUGAAGCAGCACUGUCCCCACCCGCAGAGCAUGUGGCUGGAACACAACGGCAUCAACAGCAAGUGCACACACCCCAGGAUCACCAAGAUCACCCCCCUGCGAGGACCGCGGGAAGGGGGCACGCUGGUGACGAUCCGGGGGGAGAACCUGGGCCUGGAGUUCCACGAGAUCCAGGGCAACGUGAAGGUGGCGGAGGUGGAGUGUACGCCCGUCCCAGAGGGAUACAUCCCUGCAGAACAGAUCGUGUGUGAGAUGGGUAAAGCGGAGAAGAGCCAGUACGCUGGAAACGUCCAAGUGUGUGUAGGAGAGUGUCAGCCAGAGUUCAUGGCCAAGACAUCAAAGUACUACUAUUUUGUGGUACCCAAAUUGAUGUCCCUGAAGCCCAACCGGGGACCCGUGUCCGGGGGCACCAUCGUCAACAUCACGGGCAGCAACCUGGAUGCCGGAAGCAACGUGUCCAUCAUGUUCAAGGACCAGAAGUGCACCUAUCACAGGAGAGGAGGUCUGUGGAUCACGUGCCGUUCUCACGCAUCCACGCAAGGCUACGGCAACGUGACUGUGUCUGUAUACGUGGACAAAGCCCACAUCCAGAAGGACCUCAGGUUUGAGUACGUGGAGGACCCCACUAUAACCAAACUGGAGCCAGAGUGGAGCAUUUUCAGUGGAAAUACACCAGUGACAGUGACGGGCACCAACCUGGACAUCAUCCAGAGCCCUCAAAUCAGAGCCAAGUACAGCAACCAGGAGACGACCAACACUUGCCAGGUGUUGAGUGCCACCACCAUGCUGUGCCAGGCCCCAGCGCUGCCAGGCAGCUUGAACAGGGAGGAGGUGGUGGAGAAACCAGAUGAGUUUGGCUUCAUCUUGGACAACGUACAGGCUGUGCUGGCCCUCAAGAACAUCAACUUCCUCUACUACCCCAACCCAGUGUUCGAGCCCCUCAGUGCAUCUGGGGUUCAGGAGCUCAAGCCUGGAUCUCCCAUCAUUCUGAAGGGCAGGAACUUCCUCCCCCCCACCCCCGGUGGUAACGGCAAGCUGAACUACACAGUUCUGAUCGGAGAAAAGCCCUGCACCUUAACCGUAUCUGACACCCAGCUGCUGUGCGAAUCGCCCACUCUAACUGGACGCCACAAGGUUCUGGCGCGUGUGGGUGGGAUCGAGUUUUCUCCAGGUGUGGUCCACAUCACCUCCGACAGUCCACUCAGCAGCACGGCCAUCAUCAGCAUCGCCGGCGCUGGAGGCCUCCUCAUCCUCUUCAUCGUCAUUGUCCUCAUCGCCUACAAACGCAAGUCCCGCGAGAGUGACCUGACCCUCAAGCGCCUGCAGAUGCAGAUGGAUAACCUGGAGUCCAGAGUGGCGCUGGAAUGUAAAGAAGCCUUUGCGGAGCUACAGACUGAUAUUAAUGAGCUGACCAGUGACCUGGACGGAGCGGGCAUCCCUUUCUUGGACUACAGAACCUAUACCAUGCGUGUGCUCUUCCCUGGAAUUGAGGAGCACCCAGUGCUCAGAGACCUGGAGGUGCCAGGCUACAGACAGGAACAGGUGGAGAAGGGUCUGAAGCUCUUCGGCCAGCUGAUCAACAACAAGGUGUUCCUGCUGUCCUUCAUCCGCACGCUGGAGUCUCAGAGAGGUUUCUCCAUGAGGGACCGCGGAAACGUGGCCUCUCUCAUCAUGACCGUGCUGCAGAGCAAGCUAGAGUACGCCACUGACGUGCUCAAACACCUGCUGUCUGACCUUAUAGACAAGAACCUGGAGAGCAAGAACCACCCAAAACUGCUGCUCAGAAGGACGGAGUCUGUGGCGGAGAAAAUGCUGACGAAUUGGUUCACGUUUCUUCUCUACAAGUUCCUAAAGGAAUGUGCUGGAGAGCCUCUGUUCUCCCUCUUCUGUGCCAUCAAGCAGCAGAUGGAGAAAGGCCCCAUCGACUCCAUCACAGGAGAAGCACGCUAUUCUCUCAGCGAGGACAAGCUCAUCAGACAGCAGAUCGACUACAAGACGCUGGUGGUGAACUGCAUUCACCCAGACAAUGAGAAGAGCCCAGAGAUUCAGGUGAAGGUGCUGAACUGUGACACCAUCAGUCAAGUGAAAGAAAAGAUCUUAGAUGCCAUCUACAAGAACGUUCCUUACUCCCACCGCCAGAAAGCCUCUGAUAUGGACCUGGAGUGGCGUCAGGGCAGAGGUGUCCGGAUCAUUCUGCAGGACGAGGACAUGACCACAAAGAUUGAGAGUGACUGGAAGAGGCUCAACAUGUUGUCCCAUUACCAGGUGCCUGAUAAUGCUGUAGUGGCUCUUGUACCAAAGCAGGUCACUGCCUACAACUCGGUCAACAACUCCACUGUCUCCAGGGCAUCCGCUAGCAAAUAUGAAAAUAUGAUCAAAUACACGGGCAGCCCGGACAGCCUUCGCUCUCGCACACCCAUGAUCACGCCCGACCUGGAAAGCGGGGUCAAGGUGUGGCACUUGGUGAAGAAUCACGAGCACGGAGACCAGAAAGAGGGUGACCGCGGGAGUAAGAUGGUCUCCGAGAUCUACCUGACCAGACUGCUAGCCACCAAGGGCACGCUGCAGAAGUUUGUAGAUGACCUGUUUGAGACCAUCUUCAGCACAGCGCAUAGAGGAAGCGCCCUCCCCCUCGCCAUCAAGUACAUGUUCGAUUUCCUGGACGAGCAGGCCGACAAACACGGCAUCCACGACCCUCACGUCCGACACACGUGGAAGAGCAACUGCCUACCUCUGAGGUUUUGGGUGAACGUGAUUAAGAACCCCCAGUUCGUGUUCGACAUCCAUAAGAGCAGCAUCACGGACGCGUGUUUGUCCGUAGUGGCGCAGACCUUCAUGGACUCCUGCUCUACGUCUGAGCACCGCCUGGGCAAGGACUCACCCUCCAACAAGCUGCUGUACGCCAAGGACAUCCCCAGCUACAAGAGCUGGGUGGAGAGAUACUACUCCGACAUCAGUAAGAUGCCUGCCAUCAGCGACCAGGAUAUGAACGCUUACCUGGCCGAGCAGUCCCGUAUGCACAUGAACGAGUUCAACACCAUGAGCUCCCUCAGCGAGAUCUACUCCUACGUGGGAAAAUAUGCAGAGGAGAUUGUGUGCGCGCUGGAGCAGGAUGACGGUGCCAGGAAACAGAGACUGGCCUUGAAGCUGGAACAGGUGGUCGCCUUCAUGAGCCUGGAGAGCUGAGGACCUCGUCUCCCAGAGCGCACUGGGAGAUCCAUCAGAAACCGAGCCGUGCCUGAGCGAAUACCUGUCCAUCUAUCUCAUCUCUUCUGUUUUCGCGACCCACUUCCUUUUAUCUUCCCGCAAAAAAAACAAAACAAAAAAAAACAACCAAGAACCUGCAUCGCAUUAGCUCUGCUUACUAGAAGAGUAGAGAAGGAGCCAUGGAGCUGGAGACCACUACAUUACCCAUGAUGCAAUGGGAGGGGAGGGGGAUUGGCUCCUGGCCCCUGGUGGAGAGAGGUGGCUGCCUGCAAAACUCCACCUCUGCCUCGCUGGCAUCCUCUGUCCUUCUUCCCCUUGAAAAGAAAUGAAAAAGAACAAAAAAAAACUGUUACAUUUAUGUUGCCUUCAAAAUAUAGCUGUUAAGCAAAGUGUUUCAAACCACAAUGUUGGGUGUCGAUUUUGUUCUGACUUUUAUGACUAGGGUAGUGUCUGACGCUACUGUAGAGUCCAGUCAAUUGUAGUACCAAAACACAGAGAGAAUAUGCUGUUGGUACUGCACGGUUAGCAGGAUUGCAGACCAGAUGGGUCACGGAGAAAAAAACAAACAAAAAAAACUUGAAACCCAAGAAGAUUUGUGUAGAGUUUACAAGACAGAGGUCUCUAUGUUCUACAUAUCUGAGCGCAUUGAGAUAGAACAGUGAUGCAGUGAAUGUCUCUCUCUGCUGUCAUAUGGAAACUGGGGGCAACGCGUGUUUAAACCACUAAGGUUCUCGGUGCGAGAAGGGCGGCGCUUUCGGCCUCUCCUGACUCGUGCGGGACCUAAAUGACUGUGAAACUUUUGAGUGUAACUUUCUGGCAUUCCUGCCAUUCUCCUGAGAACAUUCUAGCAUUCGUCCAGCUUCAACACAUUACCGAACUGAACCAUCUACCAUGACGAGCAGAAGAAAAGCCUCCAGCAUAAGCACACAUACACACACGUACACAAACCUGCAGUCCGCGGCAAGCAGAGACCUUCAUCGCCUCACUCUCCGCAAGCCUGGCCCUCUCAGAGGGCUUUCUGAGUGAGGAAGAAGGUCAUUCUCCUGUUAGUUACAAAAAAAAGCACAUAUUCUGUAGCUGCCUCAGAUUUCUACCCUGGACUAGAGCUAGUCACUUAUAGAAGAUUGGAUUCCUGCUCUAGGAGGACAUGAUCAAAGUGUGUGUGUAUGAAAGGGAGAGAGAGAUAAGAGACAGAGAAUGCAGUCAUAGUCGUUCACUGCCACAGUCUGCAAUUACACAAAACACUCUGGAAGACUAGAAAGAUCCACAUAAAUUUGGUCAGCAGAAAAACCAAAAGAGCUUGAUUUAAAUAAACAGACAGCAAGGAGAUAUUAAAGGCUGACAAGAAAAGAACCCGCCACCCAGAUUCCAGACUGAAAGAGAAAAGAUGACCACUAAUUGACCCGGCAGAACGAAGGGCGUGCAACCAAAGGUCUGUCUGCCAUCUGCCAUUUGAUCCUUCAAGCAGCACAGAGCCUCUAGUCACCCUCCUGGAUGAGACUGAAGUUUUUCUUUGCACACGGUGGAGUCCCUGUGAGGAAACCCUGACCCUGAGAAUAAGGGCUCGCUCCUGCUUAAGUGUACAGUCCGUUUGAGGCGUUCUCAUGGCUUGGCCGUUUCUCAACACCCGACGCUUCUAGGUCCUCGGCGUGGUUGCGGUUGUCGUCUGGGGCGAAUCUUAAAGCUUUUAGGGUCCCCACAUAACAACCUCGGCCACGCAGCGACUCACAACUGCCGGCUGUAACCUCAACAAAGGGACAGAGACCAUCGACCUGCCCUGUUGUCCUUCCUUUGACCUUUCUUUUGCCUUGACAGAGUGCUCCAAUGUGGUGAUUUGAAUGUGCGGGGAGACCAGCCAUGGUCCACCUUGGGUACUUUAUUGGCUUUUUAAGCGCAUGUACUUCAAUUUAAACUUCAUAAAAAAGAAAAAAAGGAAAA